Molecule: messenger RNA, 939 nt
Organism: Cygnus atratus (black swan)
Lineage: Eukaryota; Metazoa; Chordata; Aves; Anseriformes; Anatidae
Gene: TMBIM1
Product: transmembrane BAX inhibitor motif containing 1
Biological process (GO): negative regulation of apoptotic signaling pathway
Cellular component (GO): membrane; endoplasmic reticulum; Golgi apparatus
Source: RefSeq, a predicted model, not a curated record
AUGGCGCAGCCCAACGCGCCCCCCCCGUACGACGACAAGAACCCCCUGUACCCCCCGCCCCCGGGGGCCUACCCCCAGCCCCCCCACUACGGCGGGGGGUACCCGCAGCCGGGGGGCUAUCCGGCGCCGGGGGGGUACCCGCAGCCGGGGGGCUACGCGGCGCCGGGGGGGUACCCCCAGCCGGGAAUGGCCAUGCCCGUGCGGUUCGGUGACGGCUAUGGAGGGGAAGGCAUGGGGGCCGGCUCCCCCUUCCAGGCGGCCGACUGGGACGACAAGAAGGUCCGGCACACCUUCAUCCGCAAGGUCUACGCCAUCAUCUCGGUGCAGCUGCUGGUGACGGUGGGGAUCAUCGCCGUGUUCACCUUCGUCUCGCCCGUGCGCUCCUUCGUCCAGAGGAACGUCGCCGUCUACUACGCCUCAUACGCCGUCUUCCUGGUGACCUACCUGGUGCUGGCCUGCUGCCAGGGGCCCCGGAGGCGCUUCCCGUGGAACAUCAUCCUGCUGAGCAUCUUCACGCUGGCCAUGGGGUUCAUGACGGGGACCAUCGCCAGCACGUACCGGACCAACGCUGUCCUCAUCGCCAUGCUCAUCACCGCCAUCGUGGCCAUCGUCGUCACCCUCUUCUGCUUCCAGACCAAGGUUGACUUCACCUCGUGCCCGGGGCUCUUCUGCGUGCUGGGCAUCGUGGUCAUGGUCACGGGGAUUGUCACCGCCAUCGUCCUCUCCUUCAAAUACGUCCCCUGGCUCCACAUGCUGUACGCGGCCAUCGGGGCCAUCGCCUUCACCCUGUUCCUGGCCUACGACACGCAGCUGGUGCUGGGGAACAGGAAGAACACGCUGAGCCCCGAGGAGUACAUCUACGGCGCCCUCACCAUCUACACCGACAUCAUCUACAUCUUCACCUUCCUCCUGCAGAUCGUGGGCCGGGACUAAGCCCCC